This is a messenger RNA of Manihot esculenta (cassava), 1560 nucleotides long. RefSeq names its product probable LRR receptor-like serine/threonine-protein kinase At4g36180. The transcript is spliced from 8 exons. The annotation marks the transcript as partial. The record is from RefSeq and is a predicted model, not a curated record. Lineage: Eukaryota; Viridiplantae; Streptophyta; Magnoliopsida; Malpighiales; Euphorbiaceae. Gene Ontology annotation, molecular function: protein binding.
AUGGAGGUGAUGAAGGUGUGCAGUAUGGUAUUAGCAAUGAUAAUGGUUUUAUUACUACAAGGGAUUUGGUGCUCUGAUGAUUGUUGGGAGACUGAAAAAAUUGCUCUCUUGCAACUUCAGUCUCAUUUUAAUUAUUCUCUUCAAGACGAUUUUUACUAUGGUCCACUUUCAUUCCUUUAUGAUUAUUCUACAUUUUCUCCGGAAAUUGAUGUUAUCAAGUGCUGUAAUUGGAGAAGAGUGAGGUGCAGUGCCACCACAGGACGUAUUACCCAACUCAAUCUUGAGGGUAUAAGAUAUUUUUCUGCAAAAAUGUGGUAUCUAAAUGCCUCUUUGUUUCUUCCUUUCCAAUACCUCAACCAUAUAAACUUAAACCAUAAUCAUAUUGCAGGUUGUCUUAAGAAUGAAGGUUUUCAAAGAUUAUCGUCACUUGAGAAUUUGGAGUUUCUUAAUUUAGGUUAUAAUAACUUCAACACUGAUAUUUUAUCAUCUCUAACUCAUCUCUUAUCUUUGAAAUAUUUAUAUCUAGAUGAAUUGAACAGGUUGACAAAUUUAAAAAAUUUGAGCAUAUGGAACAACGAAAUUGAAGGUUUUAAGUCUUUUAAUGGUGAUGAAGAAUUAUUAAAUAUGAGCAAUUUACAACUUCUAGACAUGAGUGAAAAUUACAUUGAAAGUGACGUUUUAUCAUCUCUUAGAGGUCUCUCAUCUCUUAAAAUUCUACGAAUAUAUCAUAAUCAAUUGAAAGGACCUUUUGAUUUAAAAGGCUCUAAUCUCACCAAUUUAAAAGAGUUAUAUCUAGAUGACUCUUUUGUGGAUGGAAACUUCUUCCAAAGUCUUGAAGCACUUUCUUCCCUUGAAACAUUAUCAAUGCGGUACUAUGGACUUAGUGGCAUCUUACCUGUGAACCUAGGUAUUUGCAAAUUGAAGCAUCUCCAAAUGUUAGACAUUAGCUACAAUAAUUUCAGUGGUAACUUACCUUUGUGUCUAGCAAAUUUGACUUCUCUUCGACAAUUAGACCUCUCUUUCAAUCACUUCAUUGGAAACAUCUCUUUAUCUCCAUUUAGAGGUUUAACAAAUCUUGAAGAUCUAUCAGUUUCAAAUAAUUUUUUUCAAAUCCCAAUCUCAUUAAAGAUAGGAACAUAUCUGCCAAAAUUGUCAUAUCUAAAAAUGUCGGGAAAUGGUUUCAGUGGUAGUAUUCCUUCUUCACUUGGAAAUAUGAGCUUGUUGGAAUAUUUAGACUUAUCCAACAAUAGAUUCAUUCCACAUAGCUUGUCUAACAACUCUUUUAUAGAAGUUUUGGAUCUUAGUCAUAACAACUUAUAUGGUAGGAUCCCAAGGUGGCUGGGGAACAUGCACUUUCUUCGCGUUUUGGAUCUUUCAAUGAAUAAUAUCUCAGGAAGUCUACCAUCUAACUUUUGCCCUUCAAAUAUACAAGAGAUUUAUUUGUCUAGAAAUGGGCUACAAGGGUCAUUGGAGGAUGCAUUUUAUGGUUCCUCUGAGUUAAUUGUGUUAGAUAUGGGCCAUAAUCAUAUGACUGGAAGCAUUCCAUCAUGGAUUGGAAAU